AUGGUACUGUACGUCGGCAGCAUGAGCGAUGGUGUAUACCAAGAAACGGAAUUGUACAAAAACAAGCUGGAAAUCAUACCAUGGCCGCUCUUUCCGCAAAAGUCAAAAGCAUCUCCAGACAGUUUGCACUUGAAUGCUCGAUCGCACCGUGUAUCGCAGGCUGCCGCAUUCACAGACUGUUGGCUGCGAUUCGCACCCAUAUCGCAGCGUGUGACGAUGAGCGAUUUGGCAGCGAUUCAAUUUCCCGUGGCUCGCAUCGAAAGGACUAGGUAUGAAAAUCUACAGUUCUCAGGAAAUAGUUCAGUCUACCCUACACCCAUAUAAUU
Cylicostephanus goldi is the source of this 326-nucleotide messenger RNA. Lineage: Eukaryota; Metazoa; Nematoda; Chromadorea; Rhabditida; Strongylidae. The record is from the annotation of a GenBank genome assembly.